GCAAACAGUGUCCCGCUCGAGGACAGUCCAGUUCAUGAGAGCAGCUGCUGGCGCUCGUCGCGGCAUUUCUCGAGGUCUCGGAGCUCGGAGCUCGGUGUGAUUUCGCUCAUGGAUCGAGGCGAGUGGACGCGAUUUGGAUGAGCGAUGGGGAGAAUGGGAUUUGGUGAGCAUCUGUCCAGGGCCGUCAUGAGGAAGUUCGCGCUACGCCAGCUGACGCGAAGGCACCAGAAUUGCGAGCGCCAUCUCCAGCAGCAGCAGCAGGCGAGGAGAGGAGCGAGGAGUGGCGAUGGUGCGGGCGGAACUUCACCAGCAGCAGCAGCAGCAGACGCGACGAGGGUGUUGCCGUCUCGCUAUUUCACUUCGGUAGCGUCGAAUUCUUCAGCUGCAGCAGUUCUUGAGAGAGUUGCGCUCGGGAAUUUCUUCUGUCUCUCUCCCCGCCGUCCUUGGGAGGAGGCUGCACGAGCGCGCCGAGGCAUCCACCAGUUGUCGAAAUUGGAGAUUGAGGAUUCUCGUGCGGGAGAGAUCUACGAUCACAUUUUCGACCACAAAACCCUGAGCCCCGAGCCUCGGGGAUUGCAGAGCGCGUCGAGCAGCCGGGGCGAGAGGCGGCGAGAUGAGAAUUUCGGUGCUCCCCCGUCGCAGAGCCUCGAGUCGGAAGUGGAGAAGCUGUGCGCUCUGGUCGGAGAGAAGGGCUGGAGCUGUCUGAAGGAGAGGAGCAUCGAGCUGACGAGAAUCAAGCUCCGAACCUCGCACGUCAUCAAAGUGCUGGAGCGCGUCUCGGACCCAGCCUUAGCUCUGGGGUUCUUCGAGUGGUGCGCGCAGUGCGGCCUCAAACACAACACGUCCUCGUACACUGCCCUAAUCGGCGUUCUGGGCCGGGCCCAAAUGCUGGACGAGGUGGAGCGAUUGCUGGCAGACAUGGAGAGGCAGAGAAUCCCGAGGACGAGGCUCCUGAUUUCCACCUUGGUCAAUGUGUAUGGCAUGGCCGGAAAGGUGGAGCAGGCUCUGCAGUUUUUGACUCAGCAUCAGGGCCCUCCGAAUGUCCAGAGCUACAAUGCUCUGAUGAGAACCCUGGGGAAUGCUGGCCUCCCGGAGCAGGCCCUCGUGGUGUACGAGAAAUUGAUGGAAUCCGGCUGUGCCCCGGACUCGUACACAUUCGGGAACCUGAUCAGCGCUUUCGGCAGGGCGGGGAAUGUGCGCGAGGCUUGCAGGAUUUUCAACGACAUGAAGCGGCAGGCAUUUCAGCCGAACGUCGUGGUCUAUAGUGCCCUGAUCAAUGGGCUCUGCAAAGCCGGCAAAGUGGACCAGGCCAGCCAGUACUUCGACGAGAUGAAGGCGCAAGGAUGCCCUCCCAACACGAUUACCUACAACACGCUGCUGGACGGGCUCGGAAAGGCAGGCAGGAUCGAGGAGGCUCUGAAGCUGUUCGGAGAAAUGGUGGAAGCAGGGCAUGCCGAUGAUGUGUCCUACCGGACGACUCUGGGUUUAUACGGGGCGGCAGGGCUCAUCGAUCAGGCUUACAAGGUUUUGAGAUUGAUGCGCGAGUCGGGCUCUGCCCCUGAUGCCCGCACUUACAAUAUUCUCAUCGGCAGUUUCGCCAAGGCAGGCAAGAUCGAGGAAGCUCAGACGAUUUUCAGAAAGAUGAAGGGAUGGAAUUGCUUUCCCAACUCCGCCACCUACAGCAUUUUGAUUCAGAUGCUCGUGAAAGCAGGCGUUUGGAGCGAAGCUCAGAGACUUUUCCAGGAGAUGCGAUCGCACAACCUGAUCGCCGAUGCCUUCACCUACAAUAUUUUCAUCGAGGCCAGCUGCAAGCUGGGCGAUGUGGCCGGAGCCUGUGACCUUCUUCGCGAGAUGCUGAAGGUCGGGUGCCUGCCGAACGUGAGGACAUGCAACAUUUUGCUCGAAGCAUUCUGCAAAAGUGAUGCCAAAGACAAGGCUCGGGAACUUUUUGAGCACAUGGGAGAUUGGGGCUGCUCACCGGAUUUGGCUUCUUACACCAUAGUCCUCGAAGGGCUCAGCAGAUGGGGUCACCUGGAUGAAGCCUUGCAACUGUUUGCCGAGAUUCGAGAGAAGUGUGUUCCGAGUUUCUCCGUAUACGCUUCGCUUCUUCAUGGACUCGGCGAGGCUGGCAGAGUAGACGAUGCUUGGACUCUGUUCCACGACAUGCAAGCUGUUGGCCGUCCUUCCAGCGAGGGCACUUACAACACUCUAGUUUGUACUUUGAGCAAAGCAGGCAGACUGAACGAAGCCUUCAACCUCGUAGACGAGAUGAGAAGGAACGGCUGCUUUCCGAAUGCAAACGCUUACAAUCUCUUGAUCCGUGGUCUGUGCCAAAUCGGUCGUCUCCAGGAUUGUUUGAAGGUUCUGGAGGAGAUGGAGGACAGAAGUUGUAGACCAGACAGUUUGACUUAUAACACUCUCAUUGACAGCUUCGUUCAGGCAGGCGAUGUGGAAGAGGCGUUCAAGCUAUUCCAAGGGAUGUCAGGGAGGAAGUUGAUCAUUCGGGAGGUUACUUGUGAUAACCUCUCCAGGUGCCUUGCUGAUGCUGGCAGAAGCGAAGAAGCCGAGCAAGUCCUUGCAUCAAAAGAAAGACCCCCAAGAUGAGUUCCCUGGCAGGCCUUCCUAUUGCAAAAACAUGCAUCACACGUCGGUGACUCAAAGAAGUUGCUCCAGGAUGAAAGAGUAAGAGGUACUUGGCAUUCCAAAUCCGAUGGUUCCACUAAUGAUCUCGCAGAAGUGAAGUGCACGGAUGUCAAAAAUAGCUACGUUUCAGGUUUCAUAUCCUACAUGUGGACCGUAAAGGUUCUACCACAACGCACGGUAGACUCAACUGGAAAGGUCUGCUUGUCCGAUUUUCUUCCUGCCUAUCGCGGGAACGGGCGCGGACUUCAGUCUACCCAUCGCGUCACAAGAGUGUACUCACAUGAAAGCGAAUCAUACCAUACAAGAUGUAAUUAGGCACCAAUUGUAGAAUCAUCCGUUUCGACAGACAAAUCGCUGUUUCACACGAGAAUGACUAAGUGGUCUGGGAAGAGCUCUUGUUCCAUGUAUUGCUCGGUUGGCUUCAGACUCAAGUUGUGUAUCUCCGAGUAGUUGAAAACCACUCUAGAACAUUCAUGUUUAUGAGGCCAUUCAUUCGAAUCGGCAUGCUCUCAAAACCGGGAAAUCAAUAAAAGUGUACAGCAUAAGUUGCAGUCAAAGUGGACACAAUAAGUCACACUGCAGCUUGUGAUCGUUGAGAUAACGCUUCGUGAUAACUCAUCUUUUUAACCUACAUUCUUUGCGUUACAGGGAAAAAAGGUUCUAAGUAGCCUGCAAGAACUUUCUCUAACACUUCGACUCCAACUCAAGGUUGUAGUAAUUGAUGCUUGUCUCUCCCGCCAUCUCGAUGCUGACCGGCCCUCGCAUGGUAAUUUGUUCUUUCUCGCUGCUUCUUUCGUAGUCUUGAAGAACUGAAGAUCUUAUUUGCACUGGAGUUCAUCAGCUCAUGCCGAGUACAGUCGUCAUCGAUAAUCCCGUAUGCAUGUCUGGCCUGUACCUAAUCGCUAAGUUUUGACUCCUCGUUGCAACAAGCGAGACUGUUACUAAAGCCCCGCUCGCUGCAGUUCCUCUUUCGCUGCUUCGUGAUCCACCUUUUCAACCUCAAAGUUGAUGGGCUCUGGUGGAGAAUCCC
This is a messenger RNA of Marchantia polymorpha subsp. ruderalis, 3673 nucleotides long. The record is from the annotation of a GenBank genome assembly. Lineage: Eukaryota; Viridiplantae; Streptophyta; Marchantiopsida; Marchantiales; Marchantiaceae.